CCUCACAUUUACGGUUGAUCUAAUACAUGUUAUGAAUCCAAGCAACAACUUACAGAUAGUUAUAUAUUUCAUAAGUUAUAAGCCCAGUGUAUUUAUCUGUAGCUUACGUUGCAUACAGUUUAUGCUGUACUUAGAAAUAAUACAACUUGAAGUUAGAGAAUUAAACGUCCGAUUGGAGAAAUUGAUUAAUUCAUGUUUGAAACUUCAUUUGCAAGACGUCAAAAUUGCAAUUGGUGGAAAUUUGGAAGCAAAUAUUUUAACAGAACUGAGAUCCAUUAUGUUGGAUUAUAGUCAAAUUUAUGAUAUGUGUGAAUCAAUAAAAUCCAGUGUUAACUGGUCUACUUUAUUAAAUUAUGUGAGAGCUUAUGUACAAAUUUUGGUCGAUUGUUAUUGGUCUUAUUAUUUGAUUUAUAUUAGAAGUGGCAUUAUUGGAUAUACUUUAAUAAUACCAACAGGAAUUAUACUAUUACAACUGUUUCUAACAUCAAGAAAUUGCAUGCGUUCGGUAAGAGUUUCUAAGCCAUCAGUACUAGCACCUAUUACUUUAAUAUUACUUUAAGUUUUCUUUCAAAAACGAAUACAUCCUUUUAAUACAUAAUAUA
Molecule: messenger RNA, 602 nt
Organism: Teleopsis dalmanni
Lineage: Eukaryota; Metazoa; Arthropoda; Insecta; Diptera; Diopsidae
Product: gustatory receptor 8a-like
Exons: 2
Coding region: 32-559 (175 amino acids)
Source: RefSeq, a predicted model, not a curated record